Molecule: messenger RNA, 5526 nt
Organism: Spirodela intermedia
Lineage: Eukaryota; Viridiplantae; Streptophyta; Magnoliopsida; Alismatales; Araceae
Source: the annotation of a GenBank genome assembly
AUGGCUAUUCAUUGCAGCACGUUGUUGGAACCAAUUGAUUACAAAAUUCGAACCGUGUUGUACCUGUUCUGCUCUAGAAACUAGCUUUUAAUGCCUUAUAUUAAUGUUCAUUUGGCUGACGUGGAUUCGAUUCCACGCACCCCAAGUUUAUCUUAGGAAAAUCAGUAAACUGCUUUAUAUUCUGCUACUUUAAGAACCUAGUGUACCAACCAUUUUGAAUGUAGGCUGGUUAAUGUUCCACCAUGUUCCUAAGUAAAAUGUUAUGGACAAUAUAAUCGGAACAGAAGAAUAUGAUAACUCAUUCAGCUAGAGCACUUGGUUUAGACUUCUUAUCUGAUGAGUUGUUCCUCUAUAUUGCCAUAUGCCAAAUUGUUCUCUAUUCUAUUCUGACGUUUUAUUUUUUUAUUUCUGUCUAUCAUCUCUUUUCUCUCCAUUUAUUAUCCAAAGCUUCCCUUAUUGCUCAUCUUUGAAGUAUGCUCAAUAGGGCACUCUGCAUAACUUUCUAUGGUAUGAUGUCAAGUAGGGCUGCCGAUGGGAAAACUUUACCGCUUAUUUAAUGCUCCAUUGGAUCUUGCCAACCCAAAAUUUUAAUGGAUUGAGGCUUGUUUUGAUGAUUUUUAUGGAUGCCCUUGCUCUAGUGUUUUAUCAUUUUAAGCUUCAUUUCGGCAGUUUGAGUUUGAUUAAUUCUAUAAGUUAUACAAAAAUGUCCCAAAGUUUUUUUUGCUUUUUUUUAAAUUAGAAAACAAUCCUCUUAGUGUAGCUUGAGGCUCAUACAACCACAAAUUUCUUCCCAAAAUGAUUUUUUAAAUGAAGCUUGUUUUACUUAGGGAUACUUCAUCUUCUCUGUGAAAAAGAUGAAUUUGUUAUAAAUUUACAUAAUGGAUUCAGUUUUCAAUUUUCUUCAUUUUUCUGCUCGAGGAUUGGGAUUUAAAGAAAUUCUGACAAGUGUGGAUUUAUCGUUCCCAUGCAGAAUUCAAUUCUUUCAAAUAUGAUACAAGAAAUAGAACCUUUGGAUGUAAGCCUCAUACAGAAGGAUGUUCCGGUGGAGACAGUAGAUGCUAUGAAGAGGACAAUUUCAAGCAUGCUCGGUCUACUCCCGUCUGACCAAUUUCAUGUCCUUGUUGAAGCUUUCUGGGAGCCUCUCUCAAAGUUGCUGGUUUCAUCCAUGAUGACUGGGUAUGGUUCCAACGUGUUGGCAUCUUAUACACGGGCGCUAUAAGUUAAAUUUCGAUGCAGAUGACGGCAUCACGUUGGUUAGAUUUUUCUUGUUAGAAUAUUUCAGAAAAUGGGUAAUCAAGUAUCCUGAAUAGACAUUACCAUCUUAAUGUGUUUUGAUAAGUCGAAAAUGACUAUUUUGGUGAUAGAGAAUUGAUAUAUUUGGUGGACUGGGGAUCUAAGAUGGUCUAGGAACUUAAAAUCGUUUUUUAUGACAGAAUUGGUUACUUGAUAGAAGCAUUCCACCAACUCAAGUGAUGCUUUUUAUCUAUUAAAUUUAUCGUUGAUUUUUAUGGCUCUUUUGUUGAUACAAUAUCAUGAGACUUGUAAAAGUGUAUUUAUGAAGGAUUACUGUCUAAUAAUAUUCGUUGCGUGGUGUUUUUAGGGAAAAUUAUAGAGUAUACCUUAUUUCCUUCUAUUUAUUAUGUGGCUGUCAAUUUCUUCCUCUCUCAACAGUGUUUCCACUCGAUGCAACUGUUACUACAUUCAAUUCAAAUUUUUUUCAAAUUGUGUGGAUCGAAGCAUGCAAACACUAAACUUUGUAAGUCCUCACGUCCAUAUAUUUCAUGAACUGACGAAGAAUGUAAAUGUGCUGGGUAAGCCUGGAUGCCAACCUAGACUGUAUGCAAGCUGGAUUUAGGCUUGCGUUCGGUCCAACCUGGGAGUCGAAAAAGGAAAAAGUGAGCAGAAUUGUUCUCACCUUACAAUGGAGCAGUCGUCAACAUACAUUCCAACUCUAUCAUGUCAUAAGGUUUUCACCGAAAUCAUUAAAAAAUGGUGCAUGUGGUAAUCAAGGGGUCCAAGCGUCUUUUCCACGAAGUACAUGUUGAGUUGUUUGCAAUUUUUUUGAAAUAAGUAUUGAAAACAACGUGCAGCAACCAUUCAGUCAAUCAAUCAAUCAAUCCCUAGCAGAGUUGGCUAGUCUCCAACUCCAUCGAUCCGAAAGACUCUGCAACGAAAAAGGUCCUUUUUCAAUAAAGGUGUUGUGUGGCCAAGAGGUUAGUGACACAAAUGAUUUAUGAUACCAAAAUUCUUAGGAGGAUUUCCAGCUGGGUGAAAUGGGAUCAGAUGAAUGAAAGGAGAAUAGGGUCCACCAUGGCAAGACAAAGGGAGGCAAGUAAGGGAAGAGGAUGGGUGAGUAGGUCACCAGGCGGAGAGAGGGUAGGUCAUCCUAGGAUGGAGAGAACCUAUGAAAUCCUUAAAUGAUAUAGACUGAGGAAAAUUCUCUGGUAAGGGGUCGGAUGGGUACUGCAUAUUCUUAAGUUUUAUAAAUCAUUUUUCUGGCCCGUGUAUUAUUUGAAGGUGGUUAAAAAUCGGUUAAUUUUUGUGUUCUAUUGGACAUUAUCGUCAGUUAUUAUAAUCCGUCAUUUAUACGUGAGAAGUUUAAGCUGUGGUAUCCCCUCCCUGCAGGUAUACUUUGCGAAAUGCCGAGUAUAGGCUCUGUCUUGAAAGGAACCUAGGCAUACACGAGGAGUUUUCUGAGAAACAAGAAUCAGAAAAGGCAGACUAUGAUGGCAAUGGAACAUCUCUUGAUAGAACUACUGCAAUGUUCAAGCUCCAGAGAGAUGAUUUGUUAACCAAGUCAAGGGAGAUGGUAGAGGAACCGCAGUUUAAUGAGCUGGACAUUCAAGGUCUAGGAGAAAUAACUCCUAAAAUCCAGCAAUAUAUUCUUCAUCUUCAAUCACGCUUAUCAUCUGUAAAGAAGGUACGAAGUGGGGUCUAAUGUGCCUCUGCGAUAUAUGUUGCUUUCUUUCUAUGAGGAUUCUUCUGAGACUUAUUUUACACAGUUUCUUCUUUUUCGUAGCAAAAAAGAUGGGUGAAACAUCUUGUCUGUUGACGAAAAUGUUUUCUUCAACGAGAAACUACUACCGAACGAAGAAUAUUUCUUUUUAAGAGACUUAGAUCAAUUCGGAUGUGCUUGAUAGCAAAUAGAAUUCUAUGUUGUUUCAGAUUCUUGAUUAAUCCUUAUUCUAUCUCCCAGGAGACAAUUAAUGUCAAUCCCGAACUAGUCAUCUGUGGCCAUACGGUAGCCACAUGAGAUAAGAAUUCCAUUUAUGGUUCAGGAAUAGUGACGGGAACUUGUGCCUCUUGCAUUUCAUGAAACUUGUGGAGUCACGGAUAUCUCUGUAAAAUGUACUUUCCUUGAAAACGAGAUAAAACCUUAACCUUGAAUUGCUAAGGAAAUCAUGGAUUUUUUAAGAAAUUGGGAAUGCCGAGGAUACAUUUUGAAUAAAUACACUCAUUGUAUUAAAUUUUUGGAAAUCAUUUUUCCCACUAGAGUAUGUCAUAAUCUUGUUUGAUUUUACCAACUUGUACAAGGCUUCUUACUAUUUUUAUCAGGAAAUAAAACUGAAAGUUUGCCGAAAAUUCUAUUAUUUUGUAGCUUAUUACUAAAUUUAGUGGUACUGUCUGCAUAAUUGGCCUGGAGCUUCAGAAACUUUUAUGAAGAUCAAAUUAGAACUGACAUGAGGCUGGAACACGUUGAGAAGCCGUCUUCAAUCUUAUGCGGGACUGAAUAUGAGCCUAUUUCUCACGCUUUGGAAAUCUAAGAUUACCAAAAGACGGUGGAAAUGGAGAUUAAAGUUUGAUGAAGCUUGGACAUGUAGCGUUGAAACUCAAAGCAGAUGGUUUUUCAAACCAAAAGACUGUUGAAAAUGGUAGUGACCACAGAAUUUUAAAUUCAAGGAUAUCUUGGACGCAAAUAGCAUGAUUAGUAUCGUUAGCCCUGGAUCAAUGUACAUUAGUUCUGGGCCUUUGAGUAAUCGGCCAGUUUCUGCCACUGGAGAAUGUUCGAUCUACUCUUAAUCUGAGUCCUUUUUUUUUUACGGAACGAUUUCUAUGAUGAAUUACUUUGUACAUGCUGCAUUAUUUGACACGCUUAAAAGAAUGUGCUCAUUAUUCUUGUAUUGUUCUGCUACGCCCAGAAGUGCUCAUUGUUCCUCCAUUAUUUGACAGGAACUGCAUGAUAUCAAAAGGGAAAGUGCUGCCUUGCAAAUGCAACAUUUUGUUGGAGAAGAAAAGAAUGAUUUAUUAGAUUAUCUCAGAUCACUGCAACCAGAAAAGGUUUGGGCUUCUUCAUUUUUAUUCCUUCAGAAUCCCCCCUCCCCCUUCCCGAAAUGAAAAUUAUUUUCUUUUAUUGUAGGAAAUACUCACUCGUAGCUAACUUUUGAUAAUAUAAGAUGCCCGAUAUAAUUGUCAUCUGUGAAUCCACAAUUCUUGGAAACAUCAGUGCAGACUGAAUGUACCAUACAGGUGAUUGAGAUGAAUGUGGACUAGGUAUUAUUGAGAAAAUCAAGAUGCAGGUACUCUUGGUACCGGAUAUCAUUUUUUGCAUGAUAAACACACGCUACGUAAUGCACGUGCAAUUAUUGAAUUAUUGAGAAUCGCUUGUGACAUCAUCUUCUACGGUCUCUCUAAAGUUUGCCUCCUGCCUAUGCUUGACCCAAUUGCUGUAGGUGUUUUGCAUGCCAGUGACGACGUAGUCAUUCUCACCUUGUUGUGAAUUGAAAUUUCUUAAAUAUUUCGAAGAAAAUCAUCACAUCGGGAAUGAUCUUGAAGUGAACUACAUUCUAUUUAUAACUACAAACACCAAGGUCAAUCGUGAGCAUAUAAACUGGAGCCUGAAUAUAGUAAUUGAAAUCGACCGAAGUAUUCUAUCUCUCUCCUCUCCCCUCCCCCUCUUUGUUUCUCAUAAUAAUCGAUAAGCUUGGGCUCUGAAGAAAUGCGUUACUCAUUCAAUCUGUUAGAUCAAUUUGGAUGAGUUUCUGUGGUAGAGGCCCGUGCAUAACCUACGGCAUCAGUCAUAGAAAUCCAUGGCCGUACUAUACAUACUCUUCCCUGUGACCGUACGACUCCCAUCAGUCAUGGAAAUUCCUUUUGCAGGUUGCAGAACUCUCAGAGCCCACCUGCCCGGAGCUGCAAGAAACCAUCCACUCCAUUGUUCACGGCCUCCUCGCCACCCUCUCUCCAAAGAUGCAGACCAAGGCUCCUCCCAUGUCCGAAAAUGCCGCCACCGGUGCCAUGAACGUGGGCUCUGACGACUGUGCUGAAUUGGUCGAGAACACCUCCCUCAACUUUCAGCCCCUCAUCUCGGUCUCCCGGGAUUAUCUGGCUCGUCUCCUGUUCUGGUUGGGCUUCCUCUCACCUUUGACUUGAAUUCGAUCGUCUCAAGCUCGUCUAGCGGUUUCUUGAUUCGGUGGGUUCUCUCCUAUCAGGUGCAUGCUGCUGGGUCAUUACAUCAGAGGACUCGAGUACAGGCUCGAGUUGAUGCAGCUCCUGACCAUCCCCUGCGGCGAGGAGUCCGGCGAGUAG